Molecule: messenger RNA, 3886 nt
Organism: Scomber japonicus (chub mackerel)
Lineage: Eukaryota; Metazoa; Chordata; Actinopteri; Scombriformes; Scombridae
Product: transducin-like enhancer protein 1
Exons: 20
Coding region: 299-2647 (782 amino acids)
Biological process (GO): regulation of DNA-templated transcription; negative regulation of canonical Wnt signaling pathway
Cellular component (GO): transcription regulator complex; nucleus
Molecular function (GO): transcription corepressor activity; protein binding
Source: RefSeq, a predicted model, not a curated record
UGAGCCGUUUCCCGUGUUUUUCCGGUUGAUUUACGGCUGCACUGCCGGUGGAGCGGAGGAGAGACAGCCACCGAAAGAAAAGCGAGAGACAGCGGGGGAGCAGGGAUUCACAUUAAGCGGUCGGUGAACUCGGACUGAGCGGCGGGGAGGUCUCGGUUUUGUUUGAGAUUAACGACGCUUGGUCCUCGUAACGACGGCGGAUGGGUACCUCUCCGUGAUCCGGAGCACCUCGUAGCCUCACUGCACCCCUUGUUUGAUCCCUUGAGAAGGAAACGGGCGCAUCCUCUCGGAGAUAACAAUGUUCCCCCAGGGGCGACACCCGGCGCCCCACCAGGCUCCAGGCCAACCCUUCAAGUUCACCAUCCCAGAGUCACUGGACCGCAUCAAGGAGGAGUUCCAGUUUCUUCAGGCGCAGUACCACAGUCUCAAGCUGGAGUGUGAGAAGCUGGCCAGUGAAAAGACUGAGAUGCAGAGACACUAUGUCAUGUACUACGAGAUGUCUUAUGGCCUCAACAUCGAAAUGCACAAACAGACUGAGAUUGCCAAGAGACUAAACACCAUCUGUGCACAAGUCAUCCCCUUCCUCUCACAGGAGCAUCAGCAGCAGGUGGUCCAAGCUGUGGAGCGGGCCAAACAGGUGACCAUGGCAGAGCUUAAUGCUGUCAUCGGGGUACGUGGACUGCCAGGUCUUCCACCUACACAGCAGCAUCUGUCCCACCAUGGCGGUGGUGCCCCUGUGCCCCUUACUCCCCACCCUGCAGGCCUCCACCCCUCUCAGCUAGGUGGUUCAGCCGGUCUUCUGGCCCUCUCAGGAGCACUUGGUGCAAUUCCUCCUCAUCUUAUGGGAAAAGAUGGUGGUGAUAAAAAGCCCCACCUGUCUGGACCAGACUCUCACCCUGCAGGACCUGAGCACCUGAGAGACCGAGAGCCCGGCACAAGUAACUCAUUGCUGCCAGAAAGUCUUAGGAACUCAGAUAAGCGACGCAAUGGACCUGAUUUUUCAAAUGACACCAAAAAACGCAAAGUGGAGGACAAGGACUCUAGCCACUAUGAUAGCGACGGGGAGAAAAGUGAUGAUAAUUUAGUGGUGGAUGUCUCAAAUGAGGACCCAGCCUCCCCUCGAGGCACGCCCCUACCCUCCCCUAGAGAGAAUGGCCUGGAUAAAGCACGUCUCCUCAAGAAGGAUCCCUGCAGUCCAGCAUCUACUGCAUCAUCAGCGAGCUCCUCCUCCCUCAAGUCCAAAGAGAUGGCAAUGCGAGACAAAGCAGGUACACCUGGACUAAAGUCAAGCACACCCACACCUAGAGGUGAUUCGACUCCUGGUCCAAGCUCAACACCUGGUAUCCGGCCCAGUCUAUCGAAACCCCCCUCCGUGGAGAUACCACAUCCAGCCAGUCUGCGGACUCCUCUAGCUGUGCCAGGCCCAUAUCCGGGUGCGUUUGGUAUGUUGCCCCAUGCAGCAGGCAUGAACGGGGAGCUCGCUGGAGCAGCUGGGGCUGCAGCCUAUGCUGCUGGACUACACAACAUGUCACCUCAGAUGAGUGCUGCUGCAGCAGCCGCUGUGGCUGCAUAUGGCCGUUCACCUAUGGUUGGUUUUGAUCCUCAUCCUCACAUGCGAGUUCCUGGAAUGCCUCCCAGUCUGACAGGAAUCCCUGGCGGUAAACCUGCCUACUCCUUCCAUGUGGCGGCUGAUGGACAGAUGCAGCCAGUUCCGUUCCCACCUGAUGCUCUAGUGGGCCCAGGGAUCCCUCGCCACGCCCGUCAGAUCAACACACUGAACCACGGAGAGGUGGUGUGCGCCGUUACCAUCAGUAACCCCACCCGACAUGUCUACACAGGCGGGAAGGGUUGCGUCAAGGUCUGGGACAUUAGUCAUCCAGGCAACAAGAGCCCUGUGUCGCAGCUCGAUUGUUUGAACAGAGACAACUACAUUCGCUCCUGUCGUCUCCUCCCUGAUGGUCGUACACUGAUUGUGGGAGGUGAGGCCAGCACGUUGUCAAUCUGGGAUUUGGCCACACCUACGCCCAGGAUUAAGGCAGAGUUAACUUCAUCAGCACCAGCAUGCUACGCUCUGGCCAUCAGCCCGGACUCCAAGGUCUGCUUCUCUUGUUGCAGCGAUGGAAACAUCGCCGUCUGGGAUUUACACAACCAGACACUGGUCAGGCAGUUCCAGGGCCACACAGAUGGAGCCAGCUGUAUUGACAUUUCCAAUGAUGGCACCAAGCUGUGGACCGGAGGCCUGGAUAACACUGUCCGCUCCUGGGAUCUGAGAGAGGGACGGCAGCUGCAACAGCACGACUUUACAUCACAGAUCUUCUCUCUUGGCUACUGUCCAACAGGAGAGUGGCUUGCUGUGGGAAUGGAGAGCAGCAAUGUUGAAGUCCUUCAUGUCACCAAGCCCGACAAAUACCAGCUUCAUCUUCAUGAAAGCUGCGUACUCUCUCUGCAGUUUGCUUACUGUGGCAAAUGGUUUGUGAGCACCGGAAAGGAUAACUUACUAAAUGCAUGGAGGACACCCUAUGGAGCCAGCAUAUUCCAGUCUAAAGAAUCGUCCUCAGUUCUAAGCUGCGACAUAUCUGUGGAUGACAAGUACAUCGUCACUGGUUCAGGGGACAAAAAGGCAACCGUUUAUGAGGUCAUCUACUAAAAUAAUGGAAAGAAAGCAAGGACAUUUGUUCUUUUCAACAUAACCAAUACCUUUCCAGACAUUUUCGUGUGGACCUAGAAAUGACAGACAACAGCAAUCUUGAUGGCACAUUCCUUUUUCUGUUACAUCUACUGAGGAGUCACAGAAAGAAGUACAUGCACACAUCCAUUGUGCCUGUAUACAUUGUUCCAUUUGGAGUUGGAGAUUAAUUGGAGCAGUGGGAUGUUAAUGGGAGCAGAAGAAGUGGAUGUGAAUGGGGUUUUUUUUGUUUUUUUUUUUUACUGCUUUCUGCAAAGAACUGCACUUGGACGGGGACCAGACAAUGACUGAACCAAAGGGCCUCUGCGUUUAUUAAACUGGGACCAGCUUUUCUGGAGAACAUCGUACUGAACAUCAGAUAUUAACACACACAGUGUUCUGUGUCACAAUCUUGGGCGGUGACCCUAAAAUGAACAUUGAAACCCGAGGGGUAAACAAAUGGCAAACGUCAAGAGCAAAACUUGGACAGAAGUGAAUAAUGGAGAGACGGCGCAGCAGAGGCAGCUCUAGAUGGACAGAUGGAUGAACAUUUUAAAGACAGCGAAUGCGAAACAUGUUGGUUUAUAUUUUGUUCCAGACAGACAUCGCUCAGAUCCUGUUGAUCUCUCUGAGUCUUUGACCUUAGAACCUCAGCUUGCUGCUCUGAUACGCCUACACUGUCUGAAUCAUGCUAAGUACCUUUGCUGUCUUAACAGUAAGUCCAAUCCUCAUUAACUGCACUGUAGUGGUAGCUGCCCACCUACACACUCAGUACACACACUACUUAUGAUAAAGAAUAUCCUUAACAUGACGGUAAACACAAUAGAUACAGACCAUACUGAAGAUGGGCUAGUUUGAAUCUCCUGAGGCACAGUAAAAAAUAACUUACCAAACCAAAAUAAGUUUCCAAAACAUGAUAAUAUAUUCAAAAUAAUUUUACAGACAGUCUUGACUUUAUUUAAGGGUGGAGUUUCUGAAACACAAACUUCUUUUCUCCUUUUUCCCCCUCCUUUCUCUUAUUCCUAUGAUCCUGGUUAAAAGAACUAAUGAAAUCCUGAAAGGAAACAGGUCUCUGAGAAAAUCCAUUUUUCCUUUUCUAGUGUUUCUUUUUUAACCAAUUACUAUUUUUCUGGACAAACCUGGUCUCAACAAGAUUUGGAAUCUUCAGGAUAUUUAAAGAAAUGCUGAUAGAAAGCUACAUUUGAAAGUAAGAGGAGAAGA